Messenger RNA from Penicillium oxalicum, 357 nucleotides. RefSeq lists its product as uncharacterized. The record is from RefSeq and is a predicted model, not a curated record. The coding region runs from base 1 to 357 and encodes 118 amino acids. Lineage: Eukaryota; Fungi; Ascomycota; Eurotiomycetes; Eurotiales; Aspergillaceae. The transcript is spliced from 2 exons.
AUGUCUUACAAUAAUAAGCCGAACGGUCCACCCCCUUCCUAUCCCGCUCCGGCCUACAACAACGAGGGUGUCCACUCCCCACCUCCUCAGGGUACUGCGCAAGACUACUAUGGAGGCCAACAGGGUGGUCAAGGAUACUACCCACCGCAGCAGGGCUACGGACAACCUCCCCAGCAGGGCUACUAUCCCCCGCAGCCGCAGGGCCAGAUGUACUACCCGCCUCAACAGGGAUACCCGCCUCAGCAGGGGUAUUACGCCGAUGAUCGUGGCGGUGGUGGUGGUUCCGGAGCUGGUGGAAUCUGCGCCGGUAUCAUGGCGGCGUUUGCCUGCUGCUGCUGCUUGGAUAUGCUGUUCUAA